Molecule: messenger RNA, 3171 nt
Organism: Tetrapisispora phaffii CBS 4417
Lineage: Eukaryota; Fungi; Ascomycota; Saccharomycetes; Saccharomycetales; Saccharomycetaceae
Exons: 1
Coding region: 1-3171 (1056 amino acids)
Molecular function (GO): protein binding
Source: RefSeq, a predicted model, not a curated record
AUGAUGGCGGUUACGUUAACAGAAGAAGAAAAAGAUUUCAGAUCAAGUUAUAAAUCGAUCAACUUCAAAAGUUUUAAAUUUACUCCAUUGGCUAGGCAUUCUGAUGAAGUAGUCUCACUAUAUCUUGAUGAUAAAAAAUUAACCUUAUUUAUUUUUUGCAAAAGAUUCAUUUAUAUCUAUUCUAGUUUCGAACUUAUCCAUAAAGUUGAUAUAAAAGAUGAACCCGUUUUAGCAAACAAGAAUGAUUAUAAUUUUGUUUAUUCAUAUGCAGAAUCACAUUAUUUAUAUUUCGAAUCCAGUGGAUUAGUAUUAUUCAAAGCUAAUGUCAUUAACAACAAGGUGACAUAUUCUUUCAAUGACAGGUUUAAAGGAAUAGGUAAUACAUUUUUAACGCAAGGGCCCAUCGAUUGUCUUAUGACAAGCUACAAAAAUGGUAUAUAUUUUUCAGGAGAUAGAUAUAAGAUUAUAAAACUAGAGUUAAAUUUAGCACUGGAAUUAAAGAAUAUUACUGAUGGAAGUCUUGUUUACUUUGAAUUUCUUACAAAACCUAAUAUAAAAGAUUCUCUACCGUCCCUCAUUUGCUUGGUACAAUCAAAGUUGGGGUACCUGUACGUUGAACAUAGUAUCUGCAUAGAGACUUCCAAAACGGUUACCAUUUCCAAGAAAAUAAUAUCCAAUAAAUGCAAUUAUAAUCAUAACGAGUUCUAUGUAAAGAAAAUAACUGAGCAAAUAAUUGUGCUAUUCCUAAAUGGGAAAUUAUACAAGGUAACUGGCUCUGAUUGUCAAUUAAUAUGGGAAAAUUCGACUUUAAAAUCAAAUAUGAUUGCAAAUAUAAUUCCUGAGGAAAGAAAUCAGCAGGAUAAAACCUUCUGUUGGCUGAUAUAUACUAUGGAUGGAACUAUACACAAGCUGCAUACGAAAAAUGCCACUGAUUCUAAGAAAUUAACAGUAAGUUAUAAACUCAUGGAAACUAACAUAAAAAGUGUUAUAGAAAAUGAUGAUUUGAAAUUUUUAUUUACUCUGAAGUUCAACCAACAGCUUUUGGUUACGUCGAUGUACAAAGUAAUACUGUGUAGUGUUAAGAAAAAUUAUUACAAAGUUGAGAAGAAACUUAAGAAGAUUUUUCAUAGAGCACCCUUAUUUACAGACUGUAUAUCAUAUAACAAACAAGGAUUUGAAAUCAAUUCGUUAAUUAUUUCAGGUUCUCACGGUGAAGGUACUGGAUUUAUUGAAAAACGUUAUCCAAGUGCUCAAACUGCUUUUGAUCUCAUUGAUCAGUGGAACGUACCUGAUGAUUGUGGUAUUAUCAAAGAUUUUUGGGUAACAAAAAAAUCUAUAUUUUAUGAUUCUUUGAAUUGUUAUUACGAAGGUUCAUCAAGGCAUAGUAAAGAAAAUAAAAGUAUUAUUAAUGUUUCUGAUGAUAAUACAAUAAUUUUUGAUAGUCACCUACUAAAUUCUGAAACAGAUAAAUCAAAAAUUUUAUUCUAUUGUCAAGUUAAAUAUAGCGUUUCAAAACUUUUUUUGCUUUUAAAAUCUUCUCGAAAUAUCGAAGUAUGUGAGGUUAGCAGCCAGUGUACCAAAACUAUUGAUCAAUUUGAAUUAACUUAUUUAAAAGAGGAAAUUAUAUGCGAUUUGAAGUCAUUAGUGUAUAAUAAUGAGCUUCUCAUAAUUGCAGCAUCUUCUAAAACACUGACCAUUUAUAGUAAUUCUAGACUUUUGAACUCAAUUAGGAUAAAUAACAGGGAAAGUAUAUUUCACAUCGAAGUUAUCUUAACUACCAAUAAAGAUCAUAGUGAGCAAGUUUUUAACACUGUCACUUCAUUAAUUGGCGGUACUGUUAGGGUGUACAAUCAUGAUUUAUCCACUGUAGUCAUGGAACUUAAAGCGGUUUCUACAGAGUCGUUACAGAUUCUAGCAUUCAGUGAUAACUCACCAUUAGUAAUCGUUUACAAUAAGUUUGAAGUAUUUUUGAUGGAUUUACAGAACCUAACUUAUGGAAGCAUUGUCUUCAAUAUAAAUACUUCAAUUUUCAAAAUCCGAGAAACAAAUAAGUCCCUUUUUCUUCUAAGUAGCGAUGACAUUGUUUAUCAUUACAUUACAAACAGUAAUUGGAAGCAUAGACCAUCGAUGAACUUGGAAUUACAAUCUCAUAUGCUGGAAACGAAAUUAGAUAUACCCAUUAAAAUUAUAAGAACCAAUAUGGAAGAACGAUUUAUCAUAGUAUCAGAUGAAAAGUCCUCGAAAGUUAAAAGAUUACACUUGUUAAAUUCAGGAAAUAUGUCUUUUAUUGAUAGUUUUAAAAUAGGCAAACAUAAUUUAAACAGUAUUAGCUCCAAUUUUGUUAGUAAUCAUAAUCAUUCACUAAGCGACGAAGAAAAUAAUAGCACUAAUUUGCUAUUUACAGUUACUGUUACAGAACAAAAAUCAUUAUUAUACGUUUUAAGAAUACAUUCUCAAGAGAUCACGAAAGUACAGACAAUAAAGUUGACUCUAAAAGUUAUGACGAUAAAAUAUCUUCUGAAUGAAAAUUUACUAGUUGUUGUAUGCGAUGAAGAUAAUCAAUUAGUUAUAAUUUUCUUUAAACAGAAUUUUUUAGAUAAUAACGACUUAAAAUUUAAUGAAUUUGAACGAAAAUAUAUUCCUUUGAAAUUAAAAGAGAAUAUUAAGGCUAUAUUUACAAAGAAUAGACUAAUACUGAUGAAUGCAACUGAAGAGUUUAACGCUAUUGAUAUAACAGUAAACAAAAAUUUUGAGCACAAACUGACUAUAAAGUGGAAAAUACAAGACAUGACAUCACUGCUGAAAAAUAUAAUUUCUGAUAGAAGACAAUCACUGGAAAUAGACAAAGACUCCAUUGAGCAUUUGCAUAUAAAAUUUCCCUCUGAUUUAGGAAAUAAGACUAAUAUCUCAAAAUUAUCACCAACACACUGGCAAUCUGAUUUCGAAUUUAUAAAUAUCACUUAUUUCCCAAAGCUUUCAUAUAUACUUUGUUUUGACAGAGUUGGUGCACUUCAACUUUUGGAGUAUUUUAGGUUUCACGAAGAUAUUAUAACUGCAUCUCCAUUGGAUAAAUCAUUUACUUUAAUCAAUUCAAUUUUUUUAAAACACAGAGCUUAUUUUAAGGAACCUAAUUUGUUAUAUUUUUGGUUUGUAAAGGUAAUAUAUAUAUAA